CAAGUCUUUGUCGCGUGCGUAUCUAUUGAAAUUUAUUUAUUGAAAAUGAGUUUUAAGAUUCAGCCAAAAGGCUUUGCUACAAAAUCAAUUCACGCCGGUCAGGAUCCGGAGCAGUGGAAAAGUGCAUGUGUCAUACCUCCCAUAUCAUUGAGCACUACUUUCAAACAGGAUGCACCAGGAGAGCACCGUGGUUAUGAGUACUCAAGAAGUGGCAAUCCCACUCGAAAUGUGCUAGAGAAUUGCUUAGCAGCGCUGGAUAAUGCAAAAUAUGGCUUAACUUUUUCAUCUGGACUCGGCGCAACUACUGCUGUCCUUACAAUGCUCAACAGUGGAGAUCACAUUAUAAUGGGAGAUGAUGUGUAUGGUGGGACAAAUCGACUGAUAAGGCAAGUUGCAUCACGUUUGGGAAUAUCCGCAACUUUUGUUGAUGCCUCUAAUUUGGAGAAUCUUAAAUCUGCUUUUAAAUUGGAGACAAAGCUAGUUUGGAUAGAAUCGCCGACAAACCCACUAAUCAAAGUUGCGGACAUCGAAGCCAUUGCAAAAAUAUGCCAUGAAAAAGGAAACAUAAUUGUUGCGGUCGACAACACAUUCCUGACCUCCUAUUUUCAAAGGCCGCUUGAGUUAGGAGCUGAUUUAGUUUGCUACUCAUUAACAAAAUACAUGAAUGGACAUACUGAUGUUGUUAUGGGUGGCAUAACAAUGAACUGUGAAAAUCUUUAUACAAGAUUAAAAUUUUUACAAAAUGCGGUUGGUAUAGUUCCAUCUCCAUUUGAUUGCUAUCAGGUUAACCGUAGUCUGAAAACACUUUCAUUACGUAUGAGACAACACCAAAAAAAUGGAAUUUCAAUAGCGAAAUUUCUUGAAUCACAUGCUUUCGUUGAAAAAGUACUACAUCCAGCGCUGGAAUCGCAUCCACAUCACUCUAUAGCUCUAAAACAGACAUAUGGCUAUAGCGGGGUGUUUUCAUUUUACAUAAAAGGCUCUUUAAAGCAUGCUACAGCAUUCUUAAAGGCUCUUAAAUUAUUUACAUUAGCAGAAAGUCUUGGCGGAUAUGAGAGUUUAGCUGAGUUACCGUCAAUAAUGACUCAUGCCUCUGUUCCUAUUGAAGACCGAAAGUUGUUGGGUAUUACUGAUGCUCUUAUUCGUUUGUCAGUCGGCCUUGAAGACUCUGACGAUUUGAUAGAUGAUCUGCGACGCGCUUUGGAUAUUGCAGCCCAAGCUUAAAAAGUACAGCUGACAAGGACAAUAAUGUAAAAUACAAAUAAUAAAAAUGUUUUUAUAUAUUAUCAGUAA
This is a messenger RNA of Drosophila novamexicana, 1293 nucleotides long. RefSeq names its product cystathionine gamma-lyase-like. The record is from RefSeq and is a predicted model, not a curated record. Gene Ontology annotation, biological process: transsulfuration. The transcript has 6 exons. The coding region runs from base 46 to 1224 and encodes 392 amino acids. Lineage: Eukaryota; Metazoa; Arthropoda; Insecta; Diptera; Drosophilidae. Gene Ontology annotation, cellular component: cytoplasm. Gene Ontology annotation, molecular function: cystathionine gamma-lyase activity; pyridoxal phosphate binding.